GCAAAAUCUGGUCUGGGCUAGGCUGUACAAAACAGCAUUCACCAGUGGUGGUGGCACACACCUUUAAUCUGGGAGGCAGAGGCUGAUGGAUUUCUGAGUUCCAGGGCUACACAGAGAAACCCUGUCUCGAACCUCCCCCCCCUCCUCCAAAAUAUCUUCAAACAAAACAACAUUUGCAUGUAUUGGAGCCUCACCUCUGCCUCUGGAGCUAGGAGCCAUUCGCAGCCCGAGCAGACCCCAUGCUGGAGUGAAAAGCAUUGCUCGGUCCAUUGCGCUCCUGCCUGCCUGCCUGCCUGCUUUUCUGUUGAGCGUUAGGGUCUGUUUUGGUCCAGGUUCUGAAGAGGCUGUGUGUGCUGUUGGAGGAACUGUACUGAGUGGCUUUUCAGGGUGAGAGCAUGGAGUCCCUCUUUCCUGCCCCAUUCUGGGAGGUCUUGUAUGGCAGCCACUUUCAAGGCAACCUGUCCCUCCUAAAUGAGACUGUACCCCACCACCUGCUGCUCAAUGCUAGCCACAGCGCCUUCCUGCCCCUUGGACUCAAAGUCACCAUCGUGGGGCUCUACUUGGCUGUGUGCAUCGGGGGGCUCCUGGGGAACUGCCUCGUCAUGUAUGUCAUCCUCAGGCACACCAAGAUGAAGACAGCUACCAACAUUUACAUAUUUAACCUGGCGCUGGCCGAUACCCUGGUCUUGCUGACCCUGCCCUUCCAGGGCGCCGAUAUCCUCCUGGGCUUCUGGCCAUUUGGAGAUGCGCUGUGCAAAACGGUCAUCGCCACUGAUUACUACAACCUGUUCACCAGCACUUUCACUCUCACGGCCAUGAGUGUAGACCGUUACGUGGCCAUCUGCCACCCUAUCCGUGCCCUGGAUGUUCGGACAUCCAGCAAAGCCCAGGCUGUCAACGUGGCCAUAUGGGCCCUGGCCUCAGUGGUUGGUGUUCCUGUUGCCAUCAUGGGCUCAGCACAAGUGGAGGAUGAAGAGAUCGAGUGCCUGGUGGAGAUCCCUGCCCCUCAGGACUAUUGGGGCCCUGUAUUUGCCAUCUGCAUCUUCCUUUUUUCCUUCAUCAUCCCUGUGCUGAUCAUCUCUGUCUGCUACAGCCUCAUGAUUCGACGGCUCCGCGGUGUCCGUCUGCUUUCAGGCUCCCGAGAGAAGGACCGGAACCUGCGGCGUAUCACACGGCUGGUGCUGGUGGUGGUGGCCGUGUUUGUGGGCUGCUGGACACCCGUGCAGGUCUUUGUGCUGGUCCAAGGACUGGGUGUUCAGCCAGGUAGUGAGACUGCAGUAGCCAUCCUGCGCUUCUGCACAGCCCUGGGCUAUGUCAACAGCUGUCUCAACCCCAUUCUUUACGCUUUCCUGGAUGAAAACUUCAAGGCCUGCUUUAGGAAGUUCUGCUGCGCUUCAUCCCUGCAUCGGGAGAUGCAGGUUUCUGAUCGCGUGCGCAGCAUCGCCAAGGAUGUGGGCUUUGCCUGCAAGACCUCUGAGACAGUACCACGGCCGGCAUGACUAGGCGUGGACCUGCCCAUGGUGCCUGUCAGCCCACAGAGCCCAUCUACACCCAACACAGAGCUCACACAGGUCACUGCUCUCUAGGUUGACCCUGAACCUUGAGCAUCUGGGGCCUUGAAUGGCUCAGGAUGCUCAGUCCUAGAGGAAGACCUUAUAACACCAUGGGACAGGUCAAAGCGUCAAGGUGGCCUUCUUGGCCUCGGUUAUAGCAAGCUCCCUCCUUGGUGUAGGACCAGAGAGGACCAAAGGACACUGCAUGGAAACAGUGGACAUGCCUGGUGAGCCCAUGUAGGUACUCAUGCUUUACUUGACUCUUCCCUGGCCUCUCCCUGCUCUCCUGGUUCUAGGUGGACUCAACCUGAGGUAUGGUAGUGAUCACAUGGUCACAUGUUGUCUGCUGUUGUCCUCAGCUCUUCAGUAUCUCCACAAGACGGCUGGACAUACUUGGUGUUACCCGGUAGUACAGUGGGCAGCAUUUUUCUUUUUAAGUAAGGCUGGCUUCUAAGCCUGGAGUCACCUUGGAGCAUCUUCUGGUUCUGACUCCACUGAUGCAGCCAGAUUACCUGAGGUGGGUGGGCGUCGGUGGGUUCUUGGAUGGCCGUUUUCAGAAGAUGCUUUCCGAGCUGUACCAUGAAGUCUGUGAAGGGGACUUCACACUUUACUUGGACUGCCACUGCCUGCUCUAACUGACUGUGGCUCCAAGCUGGGCCACCUUCUCAGCAACAGGCCAACAAGGGGACAAGACCCACAGCCUCCCUAAGGUUUUUUUUUUCCCCUCCAAAACCACUGUGAACUCUUACACUACAGAUUGCUUCACAAGCUCUGCUCCCAGGUGUGUGAGAGGUAAUCAGGAGAGAGCCGUGUGGCCUCUGUAGGGUGAUCACGACAUGGAGGCACCAUGUGCUGGUCUUGUCUGCUUAGCAAGGGCGGGGCAAGGCAGGAGUAUAUGUUCUCUCAGCAUUCUCCACAACCUUCCUAAGCUCUCCAGCAGCCUCUCUUUUAACUUGACAUUGGAGAUCAGCAGCUGUACAGCUAGAAGUGAACUUGAAGCCUGGGGAUGGUGGCAGUCAGGACGUAUUCUGUUCUAUAUCCACUGUGACCACUUGUUUCACUUACAGGUCUUAGGACAAAUUUGAGCUUGCUGCCAAAUUGGAGGCUGGCAUCAAAUGAAGUGCUGGUAUGAGAGACGAAGCCUAAAAUGGCUCAUUUGAGUCAAUCUGCAAGGACCAUCAGGGUUUGGGGACGUUGGAAGAAGAGUCUGUACCUUGGAGACCUAUUUGGUGGUUCAGAGAAUAAGAGGCUUUGUAAAUACUUUCUGUGGGCAAGAUACCAAAGUACCAGCAACCUUCCAUAGAUUAUGGUCUUACACUGAGGCAUUGGUCAGGUGGUUUCAUAUAAUGCAGGGCCCGAUGCCGGGCCUGGGCUGGUUCCUGUCUCAGAGAGACCUGGCCUUAACAAUCUUUCCGGGAAGGCCAGGUCUCUUUCUGUGACACUGGAGCAGGAAUCAUUAGCUAUAGCGUAUUGCUAUGGUCAGAAACUUUGUGAAUUUGUAUAUCUUUAUGUAUUUAAGCAUGCAACAAGUAUCAUUUCUUGCAUGUAGCUAGCACUGAGCCUGCCUCUUGAGUAAUGAAGGAGUGCUUUAAUAAACACUUGCCUACUGUCUGGU
Messenger RNA from Meriones unguiculatus (Mongolian gerbil), 3168 nucleotides. RefSeq names its product opioid related nociceptin receptor 1 (gene Oprl1). Gene Ontology annotation, cellular component: neuron projection; membrane. Gene Ontology annotation, biological process: neuropeptide signaling pathway; sensory perception of pain. The coding region runs from base 396 to 1499 and encodes 367 amino acids. The transcript has 5 exons. Gene Ontology annotation, molecular function: nociceptin receptor activity; neuropeptide binding. NCBI's taxonomy places the organism in Eukaryota, Metazoa, Chordata, Mammalia, Rodentia, Muridae. The record is from RefSeq and is a predicted model, not a curated record.